AUGUUCACCGAGAUGAAUAACGAGCUUCAUUCGAUCAUUGAACUACCAACUAUUGCCGACAUUGAGGCAUCGACCGAUGUCCUUAGUAUACGAACAAAUGCCAUCAAAGUGGUUCGAGUGAAGGAACGCUUCGCGGUCAAAAUCGGGUAUUCGAUCCCGCCUUUGGAAGCUGAGAACAUGAAAUUUGUUGCAGCUAACAGCAAGGUUUCUGUGCCAAAGGUUUACGCCAACUUCAUCGACCCAGAGACCCAGAAAAGAUAUGUGGUUAUGGAUUUCGUCCCUGGUACAGACUUGCAAAAAUUACUGCCAUCGCUUACCCCAACCGAGAAGACGACGAUCAGCCAGAGGAUCAGACAGGCGGUCAAUGAAUUGCGAACAAUACCAUCACCUGGCUACUUUGGGAAUUUGAAUGGCACGCCUUAUACCGACGGUGUUCUUUUAACCCCUGAUAACAACCCAGCCAUUUCCGGGCCAUUCAAGGACCAGAAGCAGAUGAAUCAAGGAAUACUGGAGAGACUGGGCCAAAUGCAGUCUCCACACUACAUUCGAUUGUUGAAAGAAAUGGUCAACUGCACUCUCAAGAACCAUCGAAUUGUCUUUACUCAUGGAGAUCUGUAA
Messenger RNA from Penicillium roqueforti, 618 nucleotides. RefSeq lists its product as uncharacterized. Bases 1 to 618 code for a protein of 205 amino acids. The transcript has a single exon. The record is from RefSeq and is a predicted model, not a curated record. NCBI's taxonomy places the organism in Eukaryota, Fungi, Ascomycota, Eurotiomycetes, Eurotiales, Aspergillaceae.